AUGCAUACGGCAGAGUCGGCGGCUGACUGCUUCAAAAGCACACAGCAGACGAACGCCAGCGUUCAAAAGGCUUCACGUGAAAAAACAGCAACCGCAGACGAAUCGGGGGUGCUGCUGCUGCAGGAACAGCGGCGGAAACAGUUUCACUGCCAGCAACGUUUGACGCGCUGGCUGCGAGUGCAGCAGCUGUUGCUGCAGAUCAAAUGGCAGCGGAUGCGCCAUCCUUAUUUGCAAAGACCCUCCGUGGCACAGCAGCAGCUCCUCCUGCUGCAGCAGCUGCAAGAAGACUAUGAAGCCAAAGCAGCGUGGCUAGCACCUGUGUGGCGCGAGGAGACCCCCCUCGCUGCGAGGAGACACUUUACUGAGUUUCUUGUUGCUGCAAAAGCUGUGGCAGAUGCUUCCAAAAAGGGAGCUUCAACCAAUCCCAAGUUGCUAUUUCUGCUUCAGCUAGCAGCACUGGGAAGUCGGGCUCAGUUUGCUGCAGCUCAGAGGAAGAGGCUGCAACAGCAGCUCAAUCGUGCAUAUAGCCAGCAGACGAAGUUUGCGUACAGCAGCGUUCCUGAGAGCAGUAUCAAGAGCAAUCCAAACACCAGCACGCCUCUUUUCGAAGAGGCCCUCCGCAUGGCAGUCCGCCAAGAAAUAGAGCUGCGGGAGGUUUUCGCUGCUGCAGUGGCACAGAAGCAGCAGGAAGAGCAGGCUCGCUACCAUAGAUCCACCAAGAGGCAGCAGCAGGGUACGAGAAAGCAGCUGCAGGAAGAGCAGCGACAGCAUCAACGGCAUGGGGUGUUUGGGCACUCGUGCAUGGCUGAUGCAGUGCGCAUAAUGCAGUUGGGCAAAGACGACGCAGCGGCAGCCACUGCUGCGGCCGUUGCUAGCAAUAAUUUGUCGACUGUAGAAGGCCAGCUGCGGCUGAUGCAGCAGAAGCAGCAGCAGCAGGAAAAACAACAGUUGCAGCUAGUGCAACAGGAGCAACAGCUUUUGCAUCAGCAACUAGCUCAGAAGCGUCGCGCGCUAAAGAACGCCAGCGACUUCGCGGCACUGCAGCAGCAACUCUCUGGCGUGCAGCUUCAACGGUGGGAGCUAGAGCAGCAGCAGCUGCUGGUUCAGAAGGAGCUAGAGAAAUUUGAAAAGCAGCAUCUGGCACACCGUCAGCGCCAGCAGCAGCUGCUCCGCAUGCACCUCAACUUUGCGGCCGCAGAAGGCUCCUGGUUAGCUGCAUGCACACGGCUUUUUCCAUCCAGUACCUCUUGGCUAACUCCGUUGUUGUCACAGCAGGAGAUUGAUUCUUCCGAGAGCUAA
Cyclospora cayetanensis is the source of this 1299-nucleotide messenger RNA. Its product is annotated as zinc finger protein 853. The transcript is spliced from 2 exons. The coding region runs from base 1 to 1299 and encodes 432 amino acids. The record is from RefSeq and is a predicted model, not a curated record. Lineage: Eukaryota; Apicomplexa; Conoidasida; Eucoccidiorida; Eimeriidae.